This is a messenger RNA of Periconia digitata, 455 nucleotides long. Lineage: Eukaryota; Fungi; Ascomycota; Dothideomycetes; Pleosporales; Periconiaceae. The record is from the annotation of a GenBank genome assembly.
GCGAUAGAAGGCGGGGCUUAUGGACUGACAAGGUGUGUUCAUGAGCGCAUGACCAAAGCGCCCACUUACUUGCCUAGCCACGCUUACCCUGAAUCCCGACCCACUUGUACCUGGUUGAUAACACAAAGAUAUAUCAACCAGCCUUGAUAACUCGAUGCGUCUUGACGGGCAUGAUUUACACGGGAAAAUUGGCGAGAUACCUGUGCAUGUGGCUUGUGACUGACGGACGGACUGAUAGGAUUGAUCAUUGGAAUCAUGCUGUGCAGCUAUUGACGAAGGAUGUGCCACAACCGGCGCAGGCGGUAUUACAAGAAGACAAGAGCCGAGACACGAAAAACGGAUGCUCGUCUGUAAAAGUCGGCCGAGCGCAAGCAGGAUACUCAGAAGCAGAAAUCAGGAUGUACAUGGGGUAUAAGAAAAUAAAAAUAAAAGUAAAGGCUGCUCCUAUCGGGUAA